Messenger RNA from Racocetra fulgida, 474 nucleotides. The record is from the annotation of a GenBank genome assembly. NCBI's taxonomy places the organism in Eukaryota, Fungi, Glomeromycota, Glomeromycetes, Diversisporales, Gigasporaceae.
AUGUCGGAAAUGGAUUUUGAUUUGGACUCAGAACUUGAUUUACGAAUUGUAGAUAAAGGCAAAAGCAGAGAAAAUCUAGUAGAAUCACCACAACAGGUAGCAGAAGAACAAGUAUCUGGUGAUGAGACGGCUAUUGGUGAUGUACAAGAAUCUAGUGACGAGGACGACGACAUUGAAGUUGAGGGUGUUGGAUCAAACUUAACUGAUAACAAUACAGAACUUGGGAGGAAAGAAGAAGAAUUCUUGAGAAAAGAUCGUUCUUUGUUGGAAUUUCUUUUAUUGUUAGAUAAUUUUGAACCUCUUAUUCCCGAAUUUGUAACAGAGUAUUAUCUCAACAGAUCAGGGAUCCAAUGUGAUGAUAUUCGAGUAAUGCGUCUCAUGUCAUUAGCCGCUCAAAAAUUUGUUGCUGAUAUCGCUACAGAUGCGUUUCAAGAUUGCAAGAUUCGCCAGCAAAGUAAAAAGAAUAUUGGAAAG